AUGGGCUGUGCUGCGAGCGUCAAGGUGUCUGAUGGCGACAUCAGCGGCGAAAGGAAAGGGAGACAUGGCCCUUGCCCAAACUUCGAUUCGCUGAUCGGACCGAUUCCAAGGAAGCAGCUUGCCAGGGACGCACACAAGUUCCAGCAGCCUUGGCCUACGACCGUAGAGGCCUGGGAGUGUCCUAUGGACAAGCAACUGAGUCAGCUGAGUUGGUCUUCUUGGGAUUCGUCCUCCUGGAGCAGGGAUGGCUGCUCGAUGAAGCAGCCAGACCGUCGCCUCCAUGAGCGGCACCUCGAAAAGCUGGGACAGUUCCAGCACGUCCUCGAGCUGUUCCCCUCUGCUUUGGAAGAACUUGUCGCUGCCAAGUCCGAUGAUCACGUGGCUGCCGCGUGA
This is a messenger RNA of Symbiodinium sp. CCMP2592, 393 nucleotides long. The record is from the annotation of a GenBank genome assembly. Lineage: Eukaryota; Dinophyceae; Suessiales; Symbiodiniaceae.